CCAUGGAAAUAAAGAGGUGUUCUCCUGCCGAGGUAUCCUUCUGGCUGUCCAGUGGUUUUGGGACAGGGGACACAAGGAUAUUACAGUCUUUGUGCCGUCGUGGAGGAAGGAGCAGCCACGACCAGAUGUGCUUAUAACAGACCAGUACAUUCUCCGUGACCUUGAAAAGAAGAAAAUUCUGGUGUUCACUCCUUCCAGGAGGGUUGGAGGCAAACGUGUUGUGUGUUACGAUGAUCGAUUCAUUGUGAAACUGGCGCAUGAGUCUGAUGGCAUUGUGGUUUCUAACGAUACUUAUCGGGACCUGCAGAACGAGCGUCCUGAGUGGAAGAAAUUCAUUGAGGAGCGUCUGCUGAUGUAUUCCUUUGUUAAUGACAAGUUUAUGCCUCCAGAUGACCCCUUAGGGCGCCAUGGCCCCAGCCUGGAUAACUUUCUCAGAAAGAAACCUGUGGUGCCAGAACACAAGAAACAACAGUGCCCUUAUGGGAAGAAAUGCACUUACGGAAUAAAGUGUAAAUUCUACCACCCUGAAAGGAUCAAUCAGCCCCAGCGCUCAUUAGCUGAUGAACUCCGAGCCAAUGCAAGGUUGUCUCCUACCAGAAGUACCAGUGCCAAGGAGGAGAAAAAGGGCAAAAGAGGUUCCCAGGCAGAGCUCUUGUGCUCUGUGCCCUCAGAGAACGACAAAAGCUCUUUGCAGAAGGUCUCUGCAGAGAGGAAAAGCUUGACCCACAAAGCGAAGGCCAGCGAUGUUACGCUUCAGGUCAAAGGCUGCGUGUCAGGCAGUGUCCCCCCUAACAGCGGGAGUCACAGGUCCUCUGACAGGUACCAGCAGCCUCAUAUGGACUCUAUGUCUUACAUCUCUCAGGAGCAUCUCGACUCAGGCAUUGGGUCUCUGGAGAACCAACUGUCUGACAUGUGGCCUUACAGAUCUACCAGUCACUGUGAUCCAGGACCGCCUCACUCGUUCUCAGGCUAUGGAGUACCUGUACACCCAGCUAAUGCUGGGCAAUACAGUCUGCCCAGUGAGUAUAACACCCCUCCACCCCAUUCUCGUGAGUACUGGUCUGAGCCAUACCAGAUGCCUCCUCCUCAAGUGAGAUCUUCCAGUGUGCGAGAUCCUCGCUCAGUGCAGAGAGCCCCGGGGCCGGCGUAUGGGGACUCCUGCCAGUGGGCUGUGCCUGACCAGUUUGCAGAGGAACGGGCCAACGUGCACAUCAAGCUGUGUGGCAUAUUCCAUCCCCAUUUAGUUGAUGCUGUGAUGAGCCGUUUCCCUCGGCUUCUGGAUCCCCAAAGGCUCGCUGCGGAGAUACUCACGUACAAGUCUCAGAAUCCAG
Molecule: messenger RNA, 1331 nt
Organism: Nestor notabilis (Kea)
Lineage: Eukaryota; Metazoa; Chordata; Aves; Psittaciformes; Psittacidae
Product: ribonuclease ZC3H12A-like
Exons: 5
Biological process (GO): nuclear-transcribed mRNA catabolic process, RNase MRP-dependent; 3'-UTR-mediated mRNA destabilization
Cellular component (GO): nucleus; cytoplasmic ribonucleoprotein granule
Molecular function (GO): RNA endonuclease activity; mRNA binding; metal ion binding
Source: RefSeq, a predicted model, not a curated record